Molecule: messenger RNA, 774 nt
Organism: Agrilus planipennis (emerald ash borer)
Lineage: Eukaryota; Metazoa; Arthropoda; Insecta; Coleoptera; Buprestidae
Exons: 3
Source: RefSeq, a predicted model, not a curated record
AUGCUGCAUAUGCCACCUCUUCCGACCGCUGGUGUGAAACGUGGAAAAUAUAUGUUCCUCAAUCUUCAUCCACCUCCACGACACGUUUUUGGACGUUACGUGCACGAAACCAAACAGUUGGUUGUAAUUAAAUCCUUCAACACCAACAACAAUGUUGUGACUCGAUCCAUCGAUCUUCCUCAUCUUCUACAAAACUUCUUUGAGAUACUUGAGGCUAAAGCGUCAGAGUUUCAAGAACGAGAGUCAGGAUAGAUUUUAGAAAGGGUUCUUUUCCUUGAAAUCAACUUUAACAAGUACAAUCCGUUGAGAGCGUCUUCCUACAUUCCGUUACCGAAACAAAUUUUAUUCAAGAAAGCGGUUGUGAAUGUGCGAAACGACGAUCAGGCCUGCUUCGCAUGGGCAAUUACGUCAGCUCUGUUUCCCGCACAAGCGAACCCGCAAAGAACUACUUUCUAUCCACAUUACUCCCACACUUUGGACUACGACGGUAUCCAAUUUCCUAUGAAAUUAACUGACAUAUCGAAAUUUGAAUCGAAGAACCAUUGCUCUGUGAAUGUCUACGGGACCGAAUCCGUUUUGAAAGAUGGAAAGUGGACAUGGGAAAUCGUUGGCCCCCUUUACUACUCACCCAUCAAGCGACGGUUACACUUCAAUCUGCUCUUGCUCGAUGAUGAUCUAGGAAAUAAUCACUACUGUUGGAUAAAGGACAUGUCCCGUUUACUUUCUUAACAACUUUCUAAAACUGGACAUCGCAAAUUCUUAUGCGACGGUUGC